Molecule: messenger RNA, 375 nt
Organism: Funneliformis caledonium
Lineage: Eukaryota; Fungi; Glomeromycota; Glomeromycetes; Glomerales; Glomeraceae
Source: the annotation of a GenBank genome assembly
AUGAGCUGGAAUGGCGAACCCAAAUCCGUUAAUAUUGAAGGACCAGGUCCAGUACCUUUGACUAUUUGUUCUAAACAAACCGUUACUUGGACGACUACAGGAUUUUCUGCUGAUGAACCAAUAACUUUCGCUAUUCUCGCAGAACAUAAUCCUACCCCACCCUUUAUUGCUGAUUCCACACUUUUUGUUUCAUUCACAAUCGAUGACAAAUUUACUCUUGGAACUAAAUAUGGAAGUUUUAUCGCUCUUAAGUCUGAACCAACGAUUGCUUUUCGUGGUCCAAUUUUCGAAGUAACUGAUGGUGGUAAUUCUAUGGUGGUAAAACCGGAAUCAACUACACCAAGUGCGAAAGCAGUUGUACAUGAAUUACCAUAA